AUGGAUUCAAAACUGGCAAAGAAGCUCAAGAAGUAUCGUGAUGACAAAGAUACUCAGAUCAUGAUCAUCAUGAAAUCUGAAACGGAGUACAUCAUGGGACUCCUUAAGAGUGGGAAGACAGACGAGGCCAUGAAAGCUCGUUAUCGUUUGUUGUUCUGCGCUGAGGUUGAACGCCAAAAGCUUGCUGCUUAUGAUGCUACCACUCGUGAACAGUUGAUCGCGAGGUUCACUACCCUCUCUAAUGAUAUUGUUGAGCUCUCCAAGCUUAUCUAUGAGAAAUAUCCCGAAGAAGGCUUCCGAUCCGGCCUGGAAUACUCACCACUCCCAAUUAUGGAAAUACUUAAGCGCAAGACAAACUUGGAGAUCCAUAAUCGUACUAGCCAACUUUGGUUCAUCGACGGCCUCAAGAGAGAAGCUCUCAACGGUGACAGAGCUGCAAUGAAUCGCCUCAAGGCCAUCGAGCUACCAAAAGAGAGCUGGCAAACGUACUUGAGCGGUUAUAACUACCGCCCCCGACUCAAGAAGAAGGCUUCUACGGGUACAAAGUUAGAUGCCAUCCCCGAAACCUCGACUCCGAAAGAGCCAGCUAAUGAACCUGAAUGCCCUCGUUGUUUGACCUGCGAGCUCGAAGCUGCCCAAAAACCCCCAGUUUCGGCAACCCCAACCGCUUCUAAGCUAGAUGAGCAACCCAAGGAAACCUUGCUAGAGGUUCAAGCUGAAGCCCAAUCUGCCACCCUACCGAAGGACGGGAGUAUCAAACGCGAGGGGUCUUUUGGAAAGCGCACCGUCGCUAAUUUCCAGAGCCGCUGGCGCAAAAUCCAAACGAAGUUUGGUACUUCGGCUUCGGAUGGUGGUGAGCAAACAGCCGGCGAUGAAGGAAAAACCACCAAUAUUGCUUAG
Molecule: messenger RNA, 900 nt
Organism: Orbilia oligospora ATCC 24927
Lineage: Eukaryota; Fungi; Ascomycota; Orbiliomycetes; Orbiliales; Orbiliaceae
Exons: 5
Coding region: 1-900 (299 amino acids)
Source: RefSeq, a predicted model, not a curated record